Molecule: messenger RNA, 582 nt
Organism: Peromyscus californicus insignis
Lineage: Eukaryota; Metazoa; Chordata; Mammalia; Rodentia; Cricetidae
Product: 60S ribosomal protein L29-like
Exons: 1
Coding region: 25-474 (149 amino acids)
Biological process (GO): cytoplasmic translation
Cellular component (GO): ribosome; cytosolic large ribosomal subunit
Molecular function (GO): structural constituent of ribosome
Source: RefSeq, a predicted model, not a curated record
GGAGCCGCAGGUUACGGUUCCGAUAUGGCCAAGUCCAAGAACCACACCACACACAACCAGUCUCGAAAAUGGCACAGAAAUGGUAUCAAGAAACCCCAGUCACAAAGAUACGAAUCUCUUAAGGAGGUGGACCCCAAGUUCCUGAGGAACAUGCGCUUUGCCAAGAAGCACAACAAGAAAGGCCUGAAGAAGAUGCAGGCCAACAACGCAAAGGCAGUGAGUGCGCGUGCAGAGGCCAUCAAGGCCCUUGUGAAGCCCAAGGCAGUUAAGCCCAAGAUGCCAAAGGGCCCCAGCCGCAGCAAGCUCAGCCGUCUCGCUUUCAUCGCUCACCCCAAGCUUGGGAAGCAGAUUAGAAGCUACAUGGCCAAGGAUCGUAGGCUCUGCCAGCCAAAGCCCAAGGCUCAAACCAAGGCAGAGGCCUCAGCUCCAGCUCAGGCUCCCAAAGGUACCCAGGCCCCUGUGAAGGCCCCAUAGAAAAGGUUUCUGUCUGCCAGACAGAUGGACUGGUGUGACACACCUACACACUAUAUGCAGAUGAUCAGGACCCCAUGCUGUUUUUACAAAUAAACUUGAGGCAGGAUC